CAUUAACAGAAAACGCGCCGUCGUUCUCACAAGGAUUCGAGGCUGUAAUUUUACCUGAGGGGAGGUUUCAGGCUAUGGGAUUCGACGAAUUCGCUCUUUGCAGUAAAGAUGCGCAGCACCAAAUGUGGAUAUCUCGCUCGCUCUGUCUACCGACAGCCAGCCUGCCUGCCAGGCCUCCUCCGGACUGACGGACUUGGACAGCCCUGCGCCUUGGAGCCGUGACCAGCAUAAUGAAUGUGACGCUUGGACUCAAGCCCGAAUAAAAAAUACGGACCCCCGCCCCGAUCGGAGCCGCGAGGAUUGCAGCAGCAGGAGGAGUCUCGUCUGUGGCCGCGUGGCAAUCUUUGGAAACGACCAGCAGAGCUUUAUGUUAUCUGGCUGUGCUAUCGCUUCGUACAUUCAGACGCCACGUUGCCUGUCCUGGCCUUGUGUUUCUGCAGGCUGUGAGAGCCAGUAUACAAAACCAGGUGCGCAUUUGCAGUCGGAGAAUGUCAGUGCAAUCUUAGGCACACAAGAGAUCGCGAGAGCAGGUAGUGUUGCAGAGAUCGUACAUGAGAGAAAUCGUCUUGAAACUCAUUCGGUGAGAGUGGUACUUGGGAUUCUGCCGUGUCGUGGAUUGAUUGACUUGUGGUGGUGCUUCGCUAGUGAGCAAUCAUGGUGACGUUAACCAAGAGCAGGAUUAGUAAAUCCUGCAUUCUGCCCAGCAAGGACGCCGAGAAGUCCAGAUCCUUGAGACCGCACUUCAUUUCUUCAAGCUUGUCUCGAGGCACCUUCUCGUGUUCCUUCGUCAUGCGAAUCGCCUUGCUCUCAGCGAGUCACAACUCCGUGUCCUCUUCGGGCUCUCGUCGCUCCGGAGGCUACUGCAGGUCGGACUACGUGUCGAGAUCCAGCAGCAGCGAUGGAUCUUCGUCCUUCGGAAGCUCGUGCAGCGAUGGAUCCAAAAGCUCGCUCAUGUCACGGUCGUUUCUGAGGAGAUCCUCCGCGAGACGCAAGAGCUGCAGGAAACCUGUGUUACUCCAGAAGGUCCCCUUCGGCAAGUCGGCUGAGUACCUGACUGUGUACGUCGGGCGGUCGACAGAGCAGAGCGUGAAAUAUGUGAUCAGCCGAAGCUUAUUGACGCACCCUCUUUUUCAAGUUUUGUUGAAGUGCUCGGAGGACGAGUUUGGCGAGGACUAUGCUGUGAACAACGGAGUGGCCAUCGUCUGUGACCCUGCAUUGUUUGUGGAGUUGGUCAGAGCCAUCGACAAUAAUGUUUGGUCUGCAUGAACCCACGAUUCCGAAGCUACAAAGUUUUGACCAUGCAGACGCGGGAUUGAUUCGGAUUUCCAUCUUUUUCUCCCGCAGAACUGAUCUUCUCCAUACGCGAAGCCUUGUCGCCUCGUGUCACAAUUUUGUUCAGGUUCGAGCAAUCAGCAUUGCUCCGAGGUAUGUGUACAUAAAGGAGUACCUUCUAGAUUAGAUUUCCGGGUGGGCGUCUCUCGCAGAGGAAAAAAUUUAGCGCAAUGUUGGAGAUUUGUACACACCGAGCUUAGAUCUUGGAGAAGCUCGCAGUUUUCACCGACAGAAAUACUCAAAAUUCUACAGACUUAGCAUAGCUGCAGAGAUUAGUUGCCACAUGAGCGUCAUCGUGUGUGUAAAUUACGCGGUAUCACAUGCAUAAUAGAUGUAUAGACGGAUUGGUACAAACGAGUGCUAUGUCCAUUAUCAAUACAAGUGCAGCAAGAGGUUCGAGCAAAAAAGGCUGUCUUGGCAAUUCCUAGCCUUUAAACCAUAUUAUCAAGUGAUUGCUUUUCUUGUUCAUUCAGGCCUAUGAGAAUAGAGUUUCUGCCAGUCUGUACAGCCGGAAUUUCUACCUUGAAUCGAGAAUGUAGGCGAUAAACGUCUAGAGCAAUCCAUCAGUCUCUCGCUGAUCUAUCGACAUCGUGCUUGUUAUAUACAGGCUGUAACAAGUUGUGCUAUUCAUGUACAUGAAAAGAAUCAAGCUCGUGUCAUGUUCCU
Marchantia polymorpha subsp. ruderalis is the source of this 1998-nucleotide messenger RNA. The record is from the annotation of a GenBank genome assembly. Lineage: Eukaryota; Viridiplantae; Streptophyta; Marchantiopsida; Marchantiales; Marchantiaceae.